GAAGAACAAAUUCAAAAUUUUGAAAAUCAGAGAUGGCGACAUCGGCGCGAGGAGGGAUGAAGGAUUUCUACAAGCAAACGAAAAAGGGCGGAAUCUCUAAGCCCAAGCCCAAGCCCUCUUCCCGGAAGACCAAAUCUCCGGCCAACGCUGCCGCUUCCGCCUCCGACGCCGUUCACCCGCCGGCUCUCGUUUCUUCGUUAGAUGAUUACAGCGAGUCUGAGAAUAUGCUGAGGCAAUUUGAUAUGAACAGUGCCUAUGGUCCUUGCCUUGGAAUGACUAGAAUGGAACGGUGGGAGCGUGCUCGUAAGUUUGGUUUGAACCCUCCAAAAGACAUUGAGACACUCUUAAAGGCUGGCGAAGUGCAGUUAGAGUGCUUGUGGGAUGGCCGAGUUUGAACGCCACUAUGCUGUCUGUGUUAUGUUUGGUUAAUGUAUGAAGCCUGUGCUUUUGAACAAAAUGUUCAGCCUCUGGCUGAAAUGAUGAUGCCCUCUUUUCCUAUGAUAUGAAUGUGCUCAAAUGUUUGCUGAUGUUGGCUCUCAAGUUAUUUACUUGUCAGUAAUGUGUUUUGCAGACCUCUAAUGAGUAAUUGUAUAGCAAAAGUUGGUCACUUUCUUCCUUUCCUAGGUUUGUUGCUAUAUCAGCUCAAAUGUUUUUAAGUUUCUAACUUGGUUUAAUGUGUGGCUAAGAUGUCUGUGGAUUGAACUACAUAGAAUGAGGAGGAAGAUUAGAUAAUGAGUAUGUGAACAUGAAAAGCUAUAGCAUUUGGUUUCUUGGUUUAUUUAAAAUGUUAUUCAAUUCA
Momordica charantia (bitter melon) is the source of this 799-nucleotide messenger RNA. RefSeq names its product polymerase delta 4 (gene POLD4). Gene Ontology annotation, molecular function: DNA-directed DNA polymerase activity. The record is from RefSeq and is a predicted model, not a curated record. Gene Ontology annotation, cellular component: delta DNA polymerase complex. Lineage: Eukaryota; Viridiplantae; Streptophyta; Magnoliopsida; Cucurbitales; Cucurbitaceae. Gene Ontology annotation, biological process: DNA synthesis involved in DNA repair; DNA-templated DNA replication.